Electrophorus electricus (electric eel) is the source of this 3354-nucleotide messenger RNA. It is a transcript of the gene sec23ip, whose product is annotated as SEC23 interacting protein. Gene Ontology annotation, molecular function: protein binding; metal ion binding; glycerophospholipase activity. NCBI's taxonomy places the organism in Eukaryota, Metazoa, Chordata, Actinopteri, Gymnotiformes, Gymnotidae. The record is from RefSeq and is a predicted model, not a curated record. Gene Ontology annotation, cellular component: COPII-coated ER to Golgi transport vesicle; cytoplasm.
CGGCAAUUACGGAAGCACUUGCUGAAAUCUAUUGCCCGUCGAAUCCGGCUGCAGGAGCAAAGCCAGCUACGUGUAAUAUUGCCCGAAAAUGGCCGAAAGGAAGACCAACGUACCCAGCUCCAGUGCAAAUUUGCUGUUCUCCACGGCGCCGGAAUUUAAUUUUAACUUGCCAUUUAUUCCUGUCAGUCAAGCCACAGGCCCAGCAGUUUUAUCCGGAGAUGAUGGGAGUGAAGUUGGAGAAGAAGACAGCUUCCUUGGUCAGACCUCAUCAACAGCUCCUCUGCCCUCAACAUUUAGCUAUUUUUCUGGUUCUACCAAUAGUAGUGACCCAUUUGCUUCAAUAGGCUAUCAGCCGAGCAUGCCUCCCGUUCCUGCCGUCACUCCGUCCACGGUUUCUUCUCAAGUAUCCAGUACUGCGAGUGUACCAAAUCCUUCCGUUUCUUAUGCGAACCCUACUCAGCAAUAUGCUAGUACAGUUUUCCAGAGUCCCAUGCGUACCCACACUCCUCCCCCUAAUGUGGCCACACCUCCACCUCCUCCAGGCCCCCAGCAAACCUUUAAUCCAUAUCGUCACACAGCCACAAGUAGUAAAGCAAGUCCUUACCUUAUGGCUCCUGAGCUACAACAGCAACCUCCUAGUCAGUCUGCACAGCAUCUCAGCCCUUACUCUCAGCCUCCACCAGCGCCCACAUUCCAGACCACACCUACAACAUUUGCUAAGCCUCACACUACACAGGCUCCACCACCACCUGCAGGAUCCAGCAUGUCUGGUCCUUUGGUUCCAGUCAAUCCCAUGGUGCAAUACACUUAUAAUGUCUACGAGGCUAUCCAGCCUCACUGGUUUUAUUGUAAGCAAGUGGAGUCCAAAAAUGUUUGGCUUCCCUUUAGUAUAGUGGAUUCCAUUCAACUGGAAGAGACUUUCAAUUCUGUUCAGCCAGACCCAGAGAAUGUGGUAGUGUGUACAGACGGUGGGCGGUAUGAUGUGCAGCUAUAUGACCGCAGUAGAACUGCAGUGUACUGGGAGGAGGAACCGACUGAGGUGCGACGGUGUACCUGGUUCUACAAAGGUGACACAGACAGCCGCUUUAUCCCCUAUUCAGAGGAGUUCAGUGACAAACUAGAGGCAGAAUAUAAAAAAGCAGUGACUACUAAUCAGUGGCACCGCAGACUGGAAUUUCCAUCAGGGGAAACAAUCGUCAUGCACAAUCCAAAGGUGAUAGUGCAGUUUCAGCCGUCAGCCAUGCCUGAUGAGUGGGGCACCACACAAGAUGGUCAGACCCGGCCCAGAGUGGUAAAAAGGGGUGUGGAUGAUGACCACGAUGAAGUCCCUGAUGGUGAGAUGCCACAAGUGGACCAUCUGGUGUUUAUGGUGCAUGGCAUUGGCCCAGUCUGUGAUCUACGAUUCAGAAGCAUGGUGGAAUGUGUGGAUGACUUCCGCAGUGUAUCUCUGAAGUUGCUGCGGAGCCAUUUUAAGAAGGCUCAGGAUGAGCAUGUUAUCAGUCGUGUGGAGUUCCUGCCUGUUCAUUGGCACACAGCCCUUCAUGGGGAUGCUACAGGAGUGGACAGGCGCAUAAAGAAAAUCACUCUGCCCAGCACAGGCCGGCUACGGCAUUUUACCAACGAAACCCUUUUGGAUGUGCUUUUCUACAACAGCCCAACCUAUUGUCAGACCAUAAUGGACACUGUGGCUUUUGAGAUAAACCGGCUCUAUGCAUUGUUCAUGCAGAGAAACCCAGACUUCAGAGGGGGUGUGUCAGUAGCUGGACACAGCUUAGGGUCUUUGAUACUCUUUGAUUUACUGUCUAAUCAGAAGAGCUCCUCGUCUUCUUCUGAACUAACACCUAAUGGAAUUUCUCAACCUGAGGUGAAGCAGGUGAGUCCUUCAGUCUCUCAGAGCAGUGAGGGCCUUAGCCUGGCUACAACAAAGGAGGGAAAGGAGAAGACAGACAAGACUGCAGAUCUCUCAUCUGUUCUGGAGCAGUUGGGCCUGUCUGAGUACAUUAGCACUUUCGAACAGGAGAAGAUUGAUGUUGAGUCUCUGCUUAUGUGCACAGUGGAUGAUCUGAAGGAAAUGGGUAUUCCUUUAGGGCCACGCAAGAAGCUUGCCAAGUUUGUCAAAGAGAAGGCAGCAAAGCAGGCUGCACAACAAACAAUUCCAGUAAAAACUGUGGCUAAAGAGGAAAGGAAAGAGGUGUCAGCCCCUCAACAUACUGGAGCAGUCACAGAUGUUUCCAGAAGUAAAGUUCCAGUGGGCAGAACUAUGUCCUCCAUUCAUGUGGAUUAUAAUUGCUUUGAAAUUGGAACUGGGCAGGUGUCUGUGGUGUAUCAUGCUCUGGACUUUGAGCUCGUGAAUUUCUUCGCUUUUGGCUCUCCCGUUGGCAUGUUUCUGACAGUGCGAGGUGUGGAGAAAAUUGAGGAAAACUACCAGUUUCCCACCUGCAAGGGCUUCUUCAACAUUUAUCAUCCACUGGAUCCAGUAGCAUACCGGAUUGAACCCAUGAUCUUACCUGACAUAGACUUGGAGCCUGUUCUGAUUCCCCAUCAUAAAGGGAGGAAGAGGCUUCAUCUUGAGUUAAAGGAGAGUCUCUCUAGGAUGGGUUCUGAUCUGAAGCAGGGUUUCAUCAGCUCCCUAAAGAGCGCUUGGCAGACACUGAACGACUUUGCCCGUGCUCACACGUCCUCUAUGCAACUGCAUGAACAGCUGGCUAUGGUGGCCAGUCAUAUCAAAGAGGAAGAGGAGAAGCAAAAGGACGAAGAUAACCUAGUAGUGGAAGCACCUCCAGAGCUCCUGAAGGAGGAGGUGGCUCAGGUGAAGGUGGGCAUGCUCAAUGCAGGGAAUCGCAUUGACUAUGUCCUUCAAGAGAAACCUAUUGAAAGUUUCAAUGAAUACCUGUUUGCUCUCCAGAGCCAUCUCUGUUACUGGGAGUCCGAGGACACAGCUUUGCUCAUCCUUAAAGAAAUUUAUAGAAGCAUAAACAUACAUCCAGAGCAGACUGCACAUUGAUUGAUAUAAUUUAUAACAAAAACUCAAGCAUACUUUACAAAAAUCAGUUUGAAUCCAUUCCCCUCUCCAGAAGGGUCUGUCUUUGCCAUUAACUCUUGUUUUUCUAUUCUUGUAGUUUCUUGUAUAAAUAUGAAUACAUAAGUAUUAUUACAUGUCUUAAAUUAAGAAAUUAAGAUUUAAAUAGUGGAUUUAAAUACCACUAUACAGUGCAAGAGUUGUGAGUUUUAGUGCUGCUGCUCAGACUUCAUGAAACCUGGUAUUAAUAGAAACUAGUGCUUUAAAUAAUGACACAAGCCUGUUCCUUGUAACUGAGAGCAACAAGUUGCAUAAUAAAGUGAUUUACUACCACC